Molecule: messenger RNA, 2203 nt
Organism: Medicago truncatula (barrel medic)
Lineage: Eukaryota; Viridiplantae; Streptophyta; Magnoliopsida; Fabales; Fabaceae
Product: asparagine--tRNA ligase, cytoplasmic 2
Exons: 8
Coding region: 96-1997 (633 amino acids)
Biological process (GO): asparaginyl-tRNA aminoacylation
Cellular component (GO): mitochondrion
Molecular function (GO): asparagine-tRNA ligase activity; ATP binding
Source: RefSeq, a predicted model, not a curated record
UUCCUCUUCAAUUCUCUUCCAACACAAAAACAAACACAAACACAAAAGUACUUUUUUCUCUCUCUCACUUUUAAUUAUAAUAUUCGGUUCAAAACAUGGCAAAAGAAAACCAAACCAAAACUCAAACCCAAGAACCCGGUUCAGUUGAACCCAAUUCUCAACACUUGAGUCUUUUAACUCCUUUUAAAUACUCCAACCGGGUUCAAUUAAAAACACUUUUUCUAGACCGAACCGACGGCGGUUCGGAGUUUAUAGGACAAAGAGUGGUGGUGGGCGGAUGGGUGAAGUCAUCAAAGGAAGUCGAGAAAUCUUCACCACCUCCGCCGGCAUUGACGGCCGACGAUGAUAUAACACCGGCGAAAGACGUGUCAUGUGUAGAGAUUCUUCAGUCUAGGAUUCCUUUGAUUCGUAAUAUAAUGGAAGUUUUGGGUGGAAGCAGUUACGUGUCUCGCAAGAAAUUGCGUGAUUCUCCUAUUCCUAGAACUUUACCUCCCAAAUCUUCCACCGUUUAUCUACUUCUCACUGAUGGUUCAUCUGUUGCCACGCUUCAGGUUGUGGUGGAUUCUUCAAUAACUACACCUAGCCUUCUUUUGCCUACUGGAACCUGUAUCUUAGUUGAAGGUCUGCUAGAACGACCAGCAACUGAGGGGAAACACGCUAUUCAGUUAAAGGCUGACAAAGUUCUUCACAUUGGGACAGUAGAUAUUGGCAAGUAUCCAUUAUCAAAGAAACGAGUUCCACUGGAUGCGUUAAGAGAUUUCUCCCAUUUUCGGCCUCGAACAACUACGGUGGCAACUGUCAUGCGAGUUCGCAGUGCUCUAUCUUUUGCAACCCACUCAUUUUUCAAGGAACAUGCAUUUUUCGACGUGCAAGUACCCACUAUAACAACCACCGACUGCGAAGGAUUUGGCAACAUGUUCCAGGUUACAACUACCGUGAAUCAGAAAGCUGUCAAGGAGAAGCUGAGUACCAUUUAUGAGACUGAAGGUGUUAGCCUUGAAAUUGUGAAGGAAGCUGCCAAAGAGAAAAGCAAACUAGUUGAAACUUUAAAAAGAAGCGAAAGCAAUAGGGAAGCGCUAGCUGCAGCAAUUCAAGAUCUGAAGAAAACUAAUGAACUGGCGUCACAAUUGGAAGUGAGAGAAAAGAAAAAAUUAGGAACUUCAUUAAAGGAUGAAAAAUUAGACACCUCCAAAGAUUUUUUCUCUUCCCAAACUUAUUUGACUGUCUCUGGUCGCUUACAUCUGGAGAGUUAUGCAUGUGCUCUUGGAAAUGUGUAUUCGUUUGGACCUAGAUUUCAUGCAGAUAAAACAGAUUCUGCUAAACAUGCUGCAGAAAUGUGGAUGGUUGAGGCUGAAAUGGCUUUUGCUGAAUUAAAGGACUCCAUGAACUGUGCUAAUGAUUUGUUCAAGUACCUCUGUGAGCGGGUUUUGGAAAAUUGCUCUGAAGAUAUGAAGUUUGUUGCCAAAAGAAUUGACCAUACCUGCAUUGAUCGUCUUCGGCAGAUUAUAUCAGGUUCCCCUGAAAUGAUUUCCUAUGAUGAAGCUUUAGAUGUUUUUAUAAAGGCUGAAGAUGAGAAAUCUAAAACGAAGUUUGAUUCAGGUCUUAAACUCACUUCCGAUCACCUAAGCUAUCUAGUUGAUGCCAUCUACAAAAAACCAGUUAUAAUUCACAGUUAUCCAAAAGAAGCUAAACCGUUCUAUGUUCGUGUUAAUGAUGAUAAAACUGUAGCUGCGUUUGAUUUUGUUGUCCCAAAGGUUGGAACUAUAAUUUCUGGCAGCCAAAACGAGGAGCGGCUUACCGUGAUAAACUCGAGAAUUACUGAGUUGGGUUUGCCGCGAGAGAAGUAUGAAUGGUACUUAGAUCUUUGCCGAAAUGGAACGGUUAAACGAUCUGGGUUCACUCUAAGGUUUGACCUUAUGGUCCUUUUUACAACUGGACUAAGCAAUGUUAGGGAUGUUAUUCCUUUUCCAAGAAGCUAUGACAAGGCCAACAACUAAUUGUAUUUUGGCUAAGAUUCAAGUUGUUCUCUGAGGCUAUAUAUUGCCAUUCCAAUCUUUAUGGCAAGAAGAAAACAUGACCCUGAGAUUCUGUAACAUAAGCAUAUCAAUUGGUUACAUGUAUGCGCAAUGUAUAAUUGUACAUAGGGAAACUUAUGAUUGAAAUUAAAUUAAUACAAGUCUUCUGAAGUUCUUUCUUGUUCAAA